AUGAGUGUUAUCCCGAGCAUACCGUCGACCUCGGCGAACGCGCCUACACAGCUUCGGACCGCACCAUCCUACGCCGGGCGGUGGACCAAACUCUCCCCACCUCUUACACCAUGGAUCCUCUGGCUACUCUCGGAUCUUUCCUUCGCACAAAUGACACCUGUCCAAGCAUCUACAAUCCCCCUCUUUCUUGCGCACAAAGAUGUCGUUGUCGAAGCGGUGACGGGGUCGGGAAAGACGUUGGCAUUCGUGAUACCAGUGUUGGAGAUGUUGCUGAGACGAUCGACGAGGUUGAGAAAGGACGAAGUUGGUGCGUUGAUCGUGUCUCCGACUAGAGAGUUAGCGGAGCAGAUCCACAAGGUGUUGAUGAUGUUCCUCGAUGCACAGUCUUCAGCUGACGAGAAGGAGGAGGAGGAGGAAGCGGAAGCAGAGGAGGAGGAGACAAGUGAUAGUGACAGCGAUUCCGACUCGGCCACUGUCAGGCAACCGAAAGAGACAAAGACCGCUAAACGCAAAUCCACGCGAAUCGCAGGAUCGCAACUCGUAGUGGGAGGAUCAAAAUCGACACCCCUCGACGACUAUCGACUGUUCCGCGACAGCGGGCCGGACAUCUUGGUGGGAACGCCAGGACGACUUGAAGAGCUUCUCUCCAAAAAGGGCGUCAAGAAGUCCUCCCUCGAAGUUUUGGUCCUCGACGAAGCAGACCGACUACUCGACCUCGGUUUCACCGAGAACUUGCGUCGUAUCCUCUCUCUUCUACCGAAACAACGACGGACAGGUCUGUUCAGUGCAACAAUGACAGAUGCGCUCUCCGAGCUCGUGCGUAUGGGUCUACGAAAUCCAGUUCGAGUGGUAGUCAAGGUCGAAGCCAAAACCAAAUCCGUCGGUUCUGACGAAUCAAGGAGAACACCCGCAAGUCUACAGAAUCUUUACCAAGUCUCAAGACCAGAGAAUAAGCUAGCACAGCUCGUAAGGAUCCUGCUGUUCGAAAGCAGUGACAAGGGGAUGAGUGGUGGUGCACGCAAGUUCAUCGUCUACUUCAGCACCUGCGCCCAGGUCAACUACUUCCAUUCGGUGUUCAGUCAACUGCCCAUCCUCAAGUCACACUCUGUGACGCUAUUUGCACUGCAUGGCAAGCAGACACCUUCAAAACGCAAAUCGCAGUUCGAAGGUUUCGUAACCAGCACGUCUCUCGAUUCCGGGAGUGGGGCUGGGGGUGCAGCCAGCGUUUUGUUCUGCACCGAUGUUGCGGCCAGAGGACUGGAUCUGCCGGAUGUAGAGGUGGUUGUGCAGUACGAUCCACCGACGGAUCCGAAGGUUUUCUCGCACAGAUGCGGUAGGACUGCAAGGGCGGGAAGGAGAGGUAGGGCGAUCGUCAUGUUGCAUUCGGGGAGGGAGGUAGAUCUAGUCAACUACAUGGGGGUGAAGAGGAUCCCACUCGCCCCAUAUCCGUACCUUUCCGCGGGGCUGGAAGGUGCGGUGGAAGACGAAGAGGUUGAUGCGUCGGCAAGGGAGUUGGAACUGACAAUUCGGGAGAUGGCCAAGAGCGACAGGGAGAUCUUCGAACAAUCGAUUCGUGCCUACGUCUCCUACGUUCGAGCGUACAGCAAGUACGAGAUGUCGUACAUCUUCAGGUUGGGCGAUUUGGAUUUGGCAGGCGUAGCGAAAGCAUUUGGAUUGAUCAGGUUGCCGAGUAUGCCCGAGUUGAAGGCGAGAAAGGCGUCCAAGGAAGGACUGGAGUACGACGAAGAACCAAUGGACUUCGCCACAAUUGCCUUCAAAGAUAAAACGAAGGAGAAAGCUCGGUUGGCCAAAUUGGAGGAAGAGAAGGCGAAAGCCACUCGCAAGCAACAAGACGCCGAAAACGACCUCAGCGACGACAGCUCCGACGAUUCCGACUCUGCCUCAGCAAAGCUCAACGGCAAAAAGAAGCGAAAAAGGAUCGAAACACCCGGCGGAGCGUGGUCAGCACAAAAGGAGCGAAAGGAGGCACGACUGCUGAAGAAAGAGAAGCGUGCGCGCAAACGUACCCUCCUCAAACAGCAAGCUUUCCAAGCCGCCACCGCCGAAACCAAGCAAAACCGACCCGCCACGCACGGCCCCAGCGAAGACGACGAUGAGGAAGAAGACUGGAACGAGGAAUAUCGCAAGCUUCAAAAGGACAAACGUCAACAGCGACAGCGCAAACACAACGCUGACGACGACGACGACGACGCCAUGGGCUUCAACAACGACAGCGACGAUAGCAACCCACCCGCCGCCGAUGCGGAACCAUUCUUUGUCAUCUAA
Messenger RNA from Pseudozyma hubeiensis SY62, 2286 nucleotides. RefSeq names its product potential SPB4-like DEAD box RNA helicase. The transcript has a single exon. Gene Ontology annotation, molecular function: ATP binding; nucleic acid binding. NCBI's taxonomy places the organism in Eukaryota, Fungi, Basidiomycota, Ustilaginomycetes, Ustilaginales, Ustilaginaceae. Bases 1 to 2286 code for a protein of 761 amino acids. Gene Ontology annotation, cellular component: nucleolus. The record is from RefSeq and is a predicted model, not a curated record.